Messenger RNA from Pistacia vera, 1465 nucleotides. Its product is annotated as tRNA (adenine(58)-N(1))-methyltransferase catalytic subunit TRMT61A. Gene Ontology annotation, biological process: tRNA methylation. Bases 194 to 1105 code for a protein of 303 amino acids. The transcript has 4 exons. NCBI's taxonomy places the organism in Eukaryota, Viridiplantae, Streptophyta, Magnoliopsida, Sapindales, Anacardiaceae. The record is from RefSeq and is a predicted model, not a curated record. Gene Ontology annotation, cellular component: tRNA (m1A) methyltransferase complex; nucleus.
CCAGGAGAGGUCGCAUUUAUUAUUAUUAUUAUUAUUUUUUUUUUUUUUUAAAGAAAAUAAAUUCGAAGUGUUUUAUGUCUCUGAGAACUGGUAACCGGCGAUUGUUGGCGUUUUAUUUGUUUUGAGUUGGGUGUCAAUUUGAUUGAAGGUUGUGCCAGGCCUGUUGGAGAGAUAAUUUGGUUAUAUUUUAAGGAUGUUGCCAACUGAUUCAACAAAAAAGUUAUCAUUUAAUCGGUGCAUUGGGGAUGGGGAUUUGGUUAUUGUGUAUGAGAGGCAUGACUCUAUGAAAGCUGUUAAAGUUUGUCAGAGUUCUGUGCUCCAGAACCGGUUUGGUGUGUUUAAACAUUCAGACUGGAUUGGGAAGCCAUUUGGUUCCAAGGUGUUCAGCAACAAGGGUGGAUUUGUUUACUUGUUAGCUCCAACGCCAGAGUUAUGGACUCUGGUUUUGAGCCACAGAACUCAGAUUCUUUAUAUUGCGGACAUUAGCUUUGUGAUCAUGUACUUGGAAAUUGUUCCUGGAUGUUUGGUUCUGGAGUCAGGAACUGGAAGCGGAUCAUUAACUACCUCACUUGCAAGGGCAGUGGCCCCUACAGGACAUGUCUAUACAUUUGAUUUCCAUGAGCAAAGGGCUGCCUCAGCUAGGGAGGACUUUGAAAGGACAGGAGUGAGCAGCUUAGUCACUGUAGGAGUUAGAGAUAUUCAGGGUGAGGGAUUUCCAGAUGAGUUCUCUGGGUUGGCCGAUUCUAUAUUUCUGGACCUACCCCAACCUUGGCUAACCAUUCCUUCAGCUGGGAAAAUGUUGAAACAAGAUGGCAUCUUGUGCUCCUUCUCACCAUGUAUUGAGCAAGUGCAGCGUUCAUGUGAAUCUCUUCGAUCAAAUUUUACUGAUAUAAGGACAUUUGAGAUACUUCUUCGGACCUAUGAAGUUCGGCAAGGAAAAGUAGAUUCUCUCCCUCACAAGAGGAAAAAACAUUCAAAUGAAGUGAGCAAUGAGCAGGACAAUCAAAGUACAGCUGCUGUCAUGGCUAGGCCCUGUGGCGAAACAAGAGGUCACACUGGCUAUUUGACAUUUGCAAGACUUAAAUGCCUCUCAUUAAGAGCCUGAUUCCUUUCCAUGUGUUAGUGGGACAUAGAAGUUGUUUAUCCUCAUAGAUUUGCUCAGUAUUCAGGUGCCACUAUCAAGAAAAUCUUUUGACCAGAAUUAAUACCCAGAUUCAUGUCAUGAAGGGAUUGUGAGUUGCAGUAACUCCUUAUUUACUGAUGUUGCAAAUAAAGAAACUUAGCGCAGGAUGUUUGGAGAGGUUUCUGUCUGAUCUUGUGGAAAAUGCUGAAAGAUUCAACAGAGGGCGAGGAAACUAGUGACCUGAUAUACUUACAUUGUUGUUCCUAUAUUUAAAUAGAAGUUCUGUCUAUGUAAGUACUCAUGCUAUUUUUUGUUGUUAUGGCAGAGUAAUUGUUCCGAAAA